AUGAAGGCUUUGAUACUUUGCCUUUUCCUCCUAUUGUAUGAGGCAUCUGUAGCCUCGAUUACAGAGUCAAAGGAUUCUCCGGCGAAGACUACCGGAGUUACUCUGGACAUAAAUAACCCGGACCUUUCCACUUUUGAAAUGUUUAAUCUAAAGCCACAUAAUAUAGAGACACCAUCAUAUACAGCAAAGUCUGAUUGUUUUAUAGACAAGGUGGUGGAAGGAGAUGCUACCAUCUGUGAAUGUUCUCCCAAGGGAGCAUUUGUCAAAGUCACGCAUUGUUUUAUAAAAGAUCUACUUGAUCUUAUCCAUGUAUAUACUAUAGAUUUAAAUGGUGCAAAGAAUGCCUGCUAUUUUCUCAAGAAGGAUGGUAAGUGGUCUUCUCUCAAAGAAGAGGAAUUCUAUGACCACUUUAAUGCACUCUCAAUCAUUAAUCAUGAUUUUGAGGACAAGGUAUUUAGCCUUAGUGGAACCAAGAGUGACUGGAACUUUUAUAUAAAUGAAUCGCCAAAGUCCCCCUUUGCAGUUUAUGGGACCAGAAGCACAUGUAGAGUCAAGAAAAUUAAGACCACAAACCGUGGUGGUACCACAAUAUGGAAGAAAAAGAAGGAUGAGUGGUGUACCAAACUCACUCUUUAUCCCAGAGCUGGAGAUCAUAAACUCCUUUGGAUAGUCACCAAGGAUCCUUAUGAGAAUGAGAACAUCCUCUACUACUCCAAGAUGAGUGGGUCAUGGAAGUCUGUUGACAAGAAUGGGUAUCUGGAAGACUUAGCCAAGGCUGGCUUUGACAGGUCAACCUUCAAUGAUAGAGUUACUCUAGACAUAUCCAAUGUUGACGACAAACUCUUCUUCAUUGACAAAUACCAAGUUGACAUUAUAGUAGAAAACAGACACCACGUCCUUCCGGGAUUUAGAAUGAACAAGGUAGUGCAGGGUAAGGAUAUUAUCUGGGAGUCUUCGGAUGAUAGAUUCUCUAUCCACUUUAGUUUUCAUGGUAUAGGUGAUGACACCUCACUUGGUGCUCUAUUUACCACGAAUACCAAGAAGGAGAAUAAAAUUAUCUAUUACGGAAAACUUGAUGGAAAGUGGGUGACUAUCACCAAGGAUGAAUACGAGGACAUUUUGGCCGGUAGGAAUAAUCCAAUUUACACUCAUAAAUCUACUGGUAAAAUUAUAAUGAGCAGUUUUAAGAAUAAGCAAGGUCUACGGAUUGCAACAUAUGCCUCCAAGGUUGAGAAUGCUAAAGCUGACGUUAUUCUUGUCCAUGGAAUUCGUGGUUCAUUUACAGUUGACUUUUCUACAUUUGACCUAAGCUUGAACUAUGAACAAUAUGGUUUUGAGAUAUUCCCCUAUUGCAGUAUUUUUGAUGAACCAGUGACUGUCAAGAGAGUGUCAAAUGCGGAACGCUACAGAUCCUACUUUGAGUACGAGACCCUGGAAGGAAUGAACCCGCUAGACAUUCUUCACAGGUCUCAAUACAGGGCUACCUUUGUAGAGGCUCUUAAUAGGCUUGGGUAUAAUGUCUACUGCCAUGACCACCAAUCACAUGGCUUUUCCGAAUCCAAGACUGAAAGAAGAUGCCAUGCUGAGAAAUUCAUGGAUUAUAUUUAUGAUUUACUUCAGUUUGUAAGUAUAAUGAGGAGGGGUAAAUUUGGAUAUCCUAAUGAAAAGUGGGAUGAGAAGGUAGUCUUCAAGAGUCACACCACUGAUAAAAAGACAUUCUUGUUCGGAUUUUCACUGGGAGGAAACAUUACAAUAAGAGCUAUAGAAAAAUUUUACAAGGAGAUAAAGAAUCCUAAUGCAAAUUUUGUGGAUGCUUUCAUUGGUUUUUCUACUAUGCUUAAUGUUGAUCCAUAUUUGGAUAGAUGGUACAAGAAGAUAGCAAGGCCAUUUGAAGAGGGUAUCGCCUGGAUGGAUCCAAAAUCAAAGAGCCCAUACCAAUAUCCAUAUGACAUUGGUUUAAAAUUUUGCAGAUUUGUAGACUAUAAUUCUGACCCACUUUAUUAUAGUGAUAGAUUCACUAGAAAUACAGCAAUGUCCCCUUUUAGUGCAUGCAGAAAGGUUAUGGAGGGGAAAAGAACCAAGUUUUAUCCCAAAGAUUUACCAUCCUUGUUUAUACAUAGUAAGAGUGAUGAUCUAUGUGAUGUAAAGGGUCCAAGGAAGAUGGUUAAUAAGAAACUCAAGGAAAGCAAAGUUGCGAAACUCGUAGAGUGGGAAGGAUCUGGACAUCAUAUAGUUGCUAUUCAGAAUGUUCCUAUUUUGGCACCAUUGUUGGACCGGUGGCUAAAUGGACACUUUUCAGAAACGGUGAAUAUGAAGAGACCAUUACAGGUUCCCUCUAAUGUUAAAGAGGGAGAACCCGCAGUACCCGUUCAGUCUAACCUCCGUAAUGUUGCACCUAAAGAAGUCGUUAAAGGACUAGAAGGAACUACUCUUGACCUCUCUUCUCCGGACUCUUCUUUAUUCUCUCUAGCUGGUGAUCGGAUUCAUGGAGUGAAUCACAAGGCAUUUGUUCCCAAGGAUGGAUCUUCUGUAGUGACUAUAGUGGACGACGGAGAUACCCUUUGGACCGCUACAGACACUCAAGGAUGUACAGGUGCCUACCUAUUCUCCAGGGAGGGAUACUCUUCUCUUCUUAGUGUCUAUACCAGAGGUGCCGGAGAUGAGACCUUUUGUUUUGAGAAAGUUUAUGGAGCAUGGAAGAAUGUGAGCAAGUUGGAAUUUGAACGUAAGCUACACUCAAUGAAGGACCUUUCUGCACCUGCUGGUGAAGAGCAUAGGGAGGAAGAUACAUGA
Molecule: messenger RNA, 2793 nt
Organism: Theileria equi strain WA
Lineage: Eukaryota; Apicomplexa; Aconoidasida; Piroplasmida; Theileriidae
Exons: 1
Coding region: 1-2793 (930 amino acids)
Cellular component (GO): membrane
Molecular function (GO): lipase activity
Source: RefSeq, a predicted model, not a curated record